Messenger RNA from Prunus mume (Japanese apricot), 750 nucleotides. RefSeq lists its product as uncharacterized. The record is from RefSeq and is a predicted model, not a curated record. Lineage: Eukaryota; Viridiplantae; Streptophyta; Magnoliopsida; Rosales; Rosaceae.
GGUCGAGAGAGAGUCAAAAUGUUUGGGAAAGUAAGAGCGUCUUCUUGUCCGGCCGAGAGCCUGGAGAGACCGCCGUCCAAGAUUCUCAAAGACGAUUCUCUCUCCAUCUACGAGGCUACACUUAUGAAGCUUAAAUUGGGUUCUAAACGCAAUUUGAGUCCAUGCGAGAUAGAUAACGGUUCUACUUCAAGCUCUUCCAAUUCGGAGCCAAUGAAGAUAGAUGUGAACUGUGCUUCUGCAGCGGCUUCUCAGGGUCAUAUAGAGGUGGCCAGCUCUCCCCAGGAGCAGGAGGAGUUUAUGACAUUAGACACAGAUUGUUCUUCAGUAACAAGUUCGACAAGUUCUACUGAUUGCCAUUCUUUGGGUACCUCGAAACAACAACGGAGUACAAACGUUUCAGUUCUCUACCUGUUUUCUAAAUUUAAGAGAGCUCAAGAGGAUAUCUGCUCAUCCUCUGGAGAUGCAAUGACAAUAGAGAGUGCUAGUAUUUCUCCAAGUUCUAGCGGUUGGCAAUCUCUUAACAGCACAGAACAACAUUUGGAAAAGGAAUGUGUCAACUCUUUACCUGCUAGGCACAUAUGCAUGCUCUGAGUUGGGUUUAUAAAAUGGGUUUUGGGUUGUGCCUGAUUUGGCACCGGGAAUCUGAUGCGGUCUUGCGUUUUAUUGAUCAGUUGAAAGCCAAUUUUUUGUUGUAAUUUUAUAAUCCCAAUUAUGAGGGAUUGCUUAAUGUAUGGGAAAUUAUGUCAGCCA